This is a messenger RNA of Moneuplotes crassus, 2779 nucleotides long. The record is from the annotation of a GenBank genome assembly. Lineage: Eukaryota; Ciliophora; Spirotrichea; Euplotida; Euplotidae.
AAUUUAUAAAUGAAUCCUAACCCAUACCACCCAUUCAACAGAUCAAACUCAAUUUAUGCUUCAGGAGAUUAUAGCCAGAUCAACCCUUUCGCUCCUACAGUUAGGCCAAAGAAUUCAGAGGAGAAAAUAGCAGCCAAACCUUAUGUGCAAUACACUAAGUCGAUGAGGUCUCAAGAUAAUUUUGUCAUGAGGAGUUUGGAUAAUGGAGGCAUGCAGCCUAACUUCUUCUGUUGUAACAAUUUAAUGACUGGUUCUAACACAUUCAACAACAAUUUCCUGCCUAAUAUGAAUAUUAUGCAGAAAUCUAACGAUUUCGGCAUGAUCAAUGAUUCCAUUGAGCAUCUUGAUAAAGCCAAGAAGAGAACUAGCAAGAAAGGCAUGAACAACCUAGCUCCACUAAAUUCAAACUCAGAGGUGUUGAAUAAGGAAGUAGCCAACCAAAUUCCUAGAGGUGAAAAUUUAGCGAAUAAUCAACCAAAAUUCUCGACUCUUUUGAGCAAGCCCAGGAUGAGAUAUACACAAAUGAAUUCAAAAUCUGCUGAUUUCAAUGACUUUAUCCUUUCCAGGUCUGGUCAAUUCAAUAGCUGGAUGAUGAGUGGCAGAAAUUUCCCUACAAAUAUGAAUUUCGGAGAUAGAGCAAGCGAGGUGAGCUACGGAAGAAGAAACAGUGGUGAUGUUCAACCUCCAAGUACUUUUGAAACUAAGAAAACUAUUUUGAACAAUACUUUAGCUGAAAUAGAACCUGCUGAUAGAGCUUCAGGCCUAGGCGACUUUGGCAAUGCUCAAGGCUCAAAUUUCUUCAGUGAGAAAUUGGAAAGCUUGGAAAAGUAUCCAUUUUCAUUCGAGGAUUUACAAUCAUUUCCAAUUCCACCAAUCCCAAAGGAGUACAAACCUUAUAACAAGCUUUAUGCUCCCAGUAAAUAUGAUGAAUUCAUCGAAAAACUUUUAAAGGAAGCAGACUCACUCAUCUCUAAUGAACAAAUAGAAAGAGCAAAGGUGUUAUACCUUCAAGUCAUCAAGCUAGACCCAUACAUGGGUGAUAUCUGGAGGAUCCUCGGAAUGAUCUAUUACAAUGAGGGAAAGUAUCUGGAAGCAUUCAACUGCUUCCAUGGGUAUGUCUUCCACAGGGACACAGAGGAAGAAGAUCCUGCAUUCUGGCUCCAAAUGUGUGAUGUAUAUAGAAAAAUUGAGCUCUAUGAUCACUCCACCACCGUCCUUAAUAGUAUUCUCAGUAUGAAAUGUGACAAACAGAUAAUCCUAAAGACUUACUAUACUUUGGGGGCAAUUUACUGUGAGAUCUACGAACUUGAGAAAGCAAUAGAAGCUCUCAAGAAGGCUCUCAAAGUGGACAACAUCAGCAAGCCGGCAGCCUUCAAAAUCUGGCUCAUGAUGGGGCAAAUAGAAGAGGAAAAAUCUAGCUAUGGCAAUGCUAUAGAAUGAUACAAAGAAGCCCUCACCCUUGAAGUCAAUAAUAGGAAUGCUUAUGCAUACCUUGCUUGGUGAUGAUUCAAAAUAAAAGACACUAAGCAAUGAAAUGAAUACAUACAAGCAUUGAACGGCUCCAUAAGUGGUACAAUAGACGAAGAAGCCCUGGUCUGUAGAUAUAUCCAAGCUAGAAACUUUGCUGAGUCAUACAGUACCCAUAAUUCUUGCAAAGUUCUCAAGGAUUGUGUGAGCAAUGACCCUAGAAACCCUGCUUUCCUCUGUUCCCUCUCAGUAGUCUUAUUUGAGACUAAUGAGGUGGAGGAGGCACUCACAUAUGCGAAAAGAGCGGUAGAAGAAGAUGAAUCAAUCCCUGAGAUUCUUUUCAAUUACUCAGUCCUUCUUGAAAGAAUAAGUAGAGAACAAGAAGCAGUUCAAUAUUAUGAGAAAUUAGAGAGAUUCCUCAAAUUCGAAGAUUUUGCUAAGAGUAGGCUAGAAAUUAUUAGAGAAGGAAAAGAAAAACUACCAGAGAAUUCUCUUAGAGAAAGAGUUGUCCAUCUCAAUCAUCCUACUAAUAUCAUGAAGGAAGGCCUUAAGAUAUAUAAGAAGAAGGUAAGCCAGAGUUCAAAACAGAUAAAACAGCAAUUCAAUACCUUGAGCACGAAAAAGAUGAGCCAUCAGUCAAAGUCUCCUGAUAGAACAGUAAGGUUCGAUAACAUAGCUUCAAGCAGAGGCUCAAUAGACUCUGAACGGAAGGUAGACUAUCCAUUGUCUUUAUUUGGGAAGAGCUUUAAACACAAAGCGAAGAAAUCUCAAGAGAUCCAGGAAGAUCUUUCUGCUUCAAGCAAGCCUAAUGAUAAGAUGAGCUUCAUUGAAAAGAUGCGUAGCACUGAGAGGAAUAAGAUUAAGAAUAACCCUCCUCCUUCAAUAUUCAACUUCAAGCCAAGACCAAAGUGCAGAAAAUAAUUCUUCAAAGGGAUCUCCUAAUAAGACAUUUCAAGGCUUCGAUUCCACCAAUAAAGGAGGAAACCCAAAAACAGAAUCAGAGAUCAGCUUUGGCCAAAAUAACAUGAAAUCAAACGAUUUUCUCACAAUGGUGACCACUUAUCUAGAGAGGCAUGAUCCCAGCAAGAAAAGGGAAAACACUCAAGAGAAGACCAAGGAAUUUGAAAGCCUCAUGAUGGACCUCCAGAAACUAUGAAGCGGGUAUAAUCAUAACAAAGAAGACGAUACAAAACCAAAAGGAACAUUGGAUAUGACUAAAAAGAUAACCCCUACAUUCCAAACCAAAUCAUUAGAUAACAACCAUAGCGGAGACUUUGGUGCUCCAAAAGACUCAUAAAUAAAUUCACUCCAA